CCCCGCCCCCCGGCGCGGCCCGGCGCCAGGAGCAGCGGCCGCCGCCAUGUCCAUCUUCACCCCCACCAACCAGAUCCGCCUCACCAACGUGGCCGUGGUGCGGGCGCGGCGCGGCGGGAAGCGCUUCGAGAUCGCCUGUUACCGCAACAAGGUCCUGGGAUGGCGCAGCGGGGCGGAGAAAGAUCUGGACGAGGUGCUGCAGACGCACACGGUGUUUGUGAACGUGUCCAAGGGCCAGGUGGCAAAGAAGGAAGAUCUCGUUCGAGCGUUUGGGACGGACGACCAAACGGAGAUCUGUAAGAUGAUUUUGUCAAAAGGGGAGCUGCAGGUAUCGGACAAGGAACGACACACACAGCUGGAGCAGAUGUUCAGAGACAUCGCAACUAUCGUGGCAGACAAGUGUGUGAAUCCUGAAACAAAGAGGCCCUACACAGUGAUCCUGAUAGAAAGAGCCAUGAAGGAUAUCCACUACUCUGUCAAACCACACCAGAGCACGAAGCAGCAGGCCCUGGAAGUGAUCAGGCAGCUGAAGGAGACCAUGCAAAUUGAACGUGCUCACAUGAGGCUGCGAUUUAUUCUUCCAGCAAAGGAGGGGAAAAAGCUGAAAGAGAAGCUCAAGCCACUGAUUAAAGUUAUUGAGAAUGAAGACUUCCAUGAACAGUUGGAAAUGGUGUGCCUGAUCGACCCAGGCUGCUUCAGAGAGAUCGACGAGCUGAUCCGAAGCGAGACCAAAGGGAGAGGAAUGCUGGAGGUGCUCAGCCUGAAAGAUGUGGAGGAGGGUGAAGAAAAGCUUGAAUGAUGAAAAUGUUUCUGCAGCAGUUCUGCCUCACAAUAUGCUGUGAAACAACUGGGGUUUGCCUCUCUCUUCUGUUGGGCCUUUGUAGUUUUUUUCCAGUCUCUUGCUGGCAGAUAUUUUCUGACACUAAUCCUUUGGGAGUUUUCCAUCCAGUGUGGGUUUCCUUAAUCACUUUACACUUGCUUGGUUUACAGAUGUUGUUGCCUGUAGGAACAUUUUGUGUCAGAGUUGCACUAAUGAGGACUGAGUUAAGACAUGAGGCACAGGCUGCUCAGUUACUCUGGCUUUGGUUUACUCUGAGGGUGUUGGACUAAUCAUUUUUGACUUUUGUUAAUGUCAAGUGGAGGAUUGUGUAGGUCACUGAGGGGUGGGUCUGUAUGUGAGGAGAGGAACCUUAAGAAGAGAGUGAAGCAUUUUGACAUCUGAACAAGUGCACAAUGUGAAUUGUGUCUAAAGACUGAUCUCUUAGCAGCAUGGAAAUGGGCUUAAACUUCCAUAAUUGGCUGCUUGAUAAAGUAUUGCUUAAAGAUUUCUUUCAGUGGAUAGAACAGUACUUGCUAUCUUAGCAAAAACAGUCUCCAAAUAACUUAUUCAUAGAAUAUAUUUAGCUACAUUAAUAAAAGUGAAUGAUCAUCUAUUUGUAUAUUAUAGAUGAACAGAGAAAUAAACCAGUUAUUUUUAUCAGUGGUACAGGAGGUGUCUUUGGCCACGGUGAUGCUUUUUGGAGGCUGGAGACGUGGUCCAUGGGGCAGCUCGUCAGGAUUUAACUCUCACUCUGGAUGGCUUAAAGGCCUCUUAACCAAAAUGUCCUUUGAGUUUUUGGGGCACCUCCUACAUUGCUCCCAAUUCCUGACAUCUACUGCUCUGUGUAUACAGCCAAAGGUAGAUCUUGAGCUGUUAUGGCAAAGUCUCAGCUCUGCUUUCCUAAAAUGGAAUUUCCAAAUGCUAUGUUUUCCAAAGACAGUUUAAACAGAAAAUGUUCCUCACAAACACCAAACCACCAGCUCUAAACCCUUAAUUCCCCUUGCCCUUCAUUAAAGCCUCCAGGUGUCACUUCAGCUUUCUGGUGCUGGACUUAGCUGGCCAUUUUCUGUCUGCAGCACCAAGCUUGUGAGCCAGGUGUUCAUGUGGCACCUCAGUACUCUGCCUCUGUUACUGGUGCUGCCCUCCCUUUGCCACAUCCACCCUCUUUGCUUCACCUCAGUGCCACAGGCCUUAUCCAUCCAUCCACUCUGUUUUCACUGCUAGGUACAAGUCUGCAGUGGCUUCUAAAAGACUUUAUGACUGGGCUCUGUCCGCUCUUACAGACCCCAUCCCCCGAGAGCUUUCCUGCCUUUACCUGUCCUUUUCCCCACUUACAGCUUUCCUGUGUGUGCAGACAACUCUGCUGACAAAUUCCUGCUACACUUCAUGAUGAUCCAUCUUUGCUGUGGGUGUCAGGGCUUUGUGAGGAGCUUGUUUUGCUUGCUACCAGGGGGAGGGGACUGCAGUGCAGGCCUGGUAAAGAGCACCUGGACGUUCCCCUGGCUCUGGGGUUCAGGCCUGGCCGGGCCAAUCGCCUCUGCCAGUGCUGGUUAAGGAUGGGAUGUUGGAAUGCGUGGAGGAGGUGGAAGGGAAGGGCAAGAUGGAGAGGACCACACAGUCAGGAAGAGACAGAAGGAGCAACGCCAGAGCAGAGACACCCUUGCAGCCCGUGGCAAGAAGUGAGAGCCCGUGACAGGGUGAGAGCUGGAGACUCCGGGUCAGAGGGAGUGAGCAGCUCAGACCCCAACCUGGAGAAGAUGAAGUGUGGCUGCAGCAGCCUGUGCAGGGCUGCCCAGUGUGUGGGAGACACCGCUGCAGCAAGGGAGGACUGGCAAGGAGCACUUCCCAGCAGGGAGGUAAGCGGCAAGAGCCAUCAGGAAAGGACUGACUGCACCCCCAUUCCCUGCACCCACAGUGCUGAGCGGGGAGGAGGCAACUGCACUGAGCUCGGGGCUCUGAGCAUGGGAAGAGAGGAAGGGUGGGGGAAAGGUGAUCUGAAAGAGCUGGUUGCACUUCCAUCAUUUGCCCUAUUCUGUGUUGGGUUUUUUCUGUUUGUUAUGUUUUGGUUGGAGGUGGAUUAAAUGAAGUUUCCUUUUCUUCCCCAA
Colius striatus (speckled mousebird) is the source of this 2925-nucleotide messenger RNA. Its product is annotated as SBDS ribosome maturation factor. NCBI's taxonomy places the organism in Eukaryota, Metazoa, Chordata, Aves, Coliiformes, Coliidae. Gene Ontology annotation, biological process: ribosome biogenesis; cytosolic ribosome assembly. The transcript has 5 exons. The record is from RefSeq and is a predicted model, not a curated record. The coding region runs from base 47 to 799 and encodes 250 amino acids.